GACCCGAGCCGGGGCCGAACCUAAACGGGCUUCUUCUUGGGGCAGAAGCCAACGCAGCCGUCUCCUACUGCUCUCCCAGGCAGCCGAGCAGGUCACACAGACGCGACGCACACAAACUCCCGUGUAUCCGCCCAGAGACAGCACGCCCAGCUUCAGCUCCGGCGAGAUCUCUCCGGCGACCUCGAGAUGAGCCGCGGAUCGGGCGCGGGGUACGACCGCCACAUCACCAUCUUCUCCCCCGAGGGCCGCCUCUACCAAGUCGAGUACGCGUUCAAGGCGGUCAAGUCGGCGGGGGUGACCUCUAUCGGCGUGCGCGGCAAGGACUCCGUCUGCGUCGUCACCCAGAAGAAAGUGCCGGAUAAGUUGCUGGAUGAAACGAGUGUCACCCACUUGUUCCCGAUUACCAAGUACAUUGGGCUGCUUGCCACUGGCCUCACAGCUGAUGCUAGGUCCUUGGUCUCCCAAGCGAGAAAUGAAGCAGCGGAGUAUCGUAAAAAAUGGGGCUAUGAGAUGCCUGUUGAUGUACUGGCAAAAUGGAUAGCAGACAAAGCACAAAUAUACACGCAGCAUGCGUACAUGAGACCCCUUGGUGUAGUUGCUAUGGUCUUGGGCUAUGACGAAGAGAAAAAUGCUCAACUCUUCAAGUGUGACCCUGCAGGUCACUUCUUUGGACACAAGGCAACCAGUGCUGGACUCAAGGAGCAGGAAGCAAUAAAUUUUCUAGAGAAGAAAAUGAAGGAUAGCCCACAGUUCACAUAUGACGAAACUGUUCAGAUUGCGAUUUCCGCAUUGCAAUCAGUUCUACAGGAAGAUUUCAAGGCUACCGAGAUCGAGGUCGGUGUAGUGAGGAAAGAAGAUCGUGUUUUCAGGGCACUCACGACAGAGGAGAUCGAUCAGCACCUAACAGCCAUAAGCGAGCGCGACUGAGCGGCGCUGAAAUUUGAACUGUGGGUGAUCAUACACAGCGUUGUAGUGCUUUGGCACUGUUAUUUUAUUUCGUAGCCAGCCAAGAAACAUUCAGUGAAUCAUUUGAUGUGUAGCAACAAAAACAGGCAUCCAGUCUGCCGUGUAUUAGUUGGAUCAUCCUUUUGUGUGGUUGAAUUUGCUACGACUUAAUUUAAUAUAUAUUGCUGGCAAAUGUGUGCGAGCACCUGCUUAAGAA
Brachypodium distachyon (stiff brome) is the source of this 1162-nucleotide messenger RNA. Its product is annotated as proteasome subunit alpha type-6. Gene Ontology annotation, cellular component: proteasome core complex; proteasome core complex, alpha-subunit complex; nucleus. Lineage: Eukaryota; Viridiplantae; Streptophyta; Magnoliopsida; Poales; Poaceae. The record is from RefSeq and is a predicted model, not a curated record. Gene Ontology annotation, biological process: ubiquitin-dependent protein catabolic process. Bases 187 to 927 code for a protein of 246 amino acids. The transcript is spliced from 9 exons.